AUGCUGGUUCUCAUUGCGAUGCAGAGAAAGACCUUUCGAUUGGGAAAGUGCAAUCUGUUUUAAAGUAACACGGAAGCAGAAUCCCAUCUUCUGCCGAAAUACAUUUUAAUAUUGUGCCGUCUGUUGGACGCGACCCUGAAAGUAAUUGCCAAACUGAUUUCAUAGGGUCAGCUUGUGUCAGGGCCUGUUGAAACGGGACACCAUGGAGGCUGGCCGGCGCUUAGCUGCUCGCUUGCAAACCGGCAUGGUGCCUGGGAAGCACUUGUGGACACACAGCUUCUCAGUCACACUGCUUUUAGAUGAGCUGGCCAAUGUGCCUCGUGUCACAGGGUUGAUUUUCUGCAAGGUUCGCUUGCUUGACGGUUCUUUCGCUGAGGAGUCUGGAAGACUGGAGGUCCUUCACAACUCUGUGAAAUGGGGAAAGAUAUUAAAAUUUCAGUGCAGAACUGCCGUCAAUAGCUCAUCUGGAGUCCUGGAUGACUGUAUUUGUCGACUGUCGGUCCGUAAGGAUACAAAGGGAGGAAUAUCCUACAAGAAGGUGGGAUACGUAGAUAUCAACCUGUCUGAGUAUGCAGGCUCUGGAUGUGUGACUCGACACUGCCUUCUGGAGGGAUAUCUGAAGAAAGACAACAAGCUGGACAACUCCCUUCUCAAGGUGACACUACGGAUGCAGCUUCUUCAAGGAGAUCCGUGUUUCAGAGUCCCAACCCAGCCAUCCUCCCUCCAUAGAGGACUUUGUUCACCUGAGAAUGUUGAGCUGCCUGGAGAAAGUCUGUCCAAUGACCCUGAGCCUAGUUCACCAGAGGGCGCCUUGAGAAGGCAUCUGGCGAUGACGGAUGGGCUGCGGCCCGGUGCUGUACCCAGUCAGCUCCCAGAGGCCCAGGAGAGGGCCCAGGUUGCCGGUCAGUUGACCCGGAUCAGCCACACUCGGGUGGAUGCGCGGGAUGUUGUUGAAAGCCUCUGCCUGGAGAACUUGGGCUCAGAAAUGGAAAUGUCCUCAUCCAUGGAAGGUAGCCUACUGCUGCAAGACCGUUUUCAAGGACACAGAUUAAGCCUAGCCUGUCUAGUCUCAGAAGCAUGAUACGGAGUACCUACAGAAAGGCUACACCGCGGAGACUACCAAGGAACAUUCAAAUAGCUAAGGUCAGUGUUAUGGAAAGAUACAGAUCAGGAGAAGGGUAUAUUUCAAAGGCCUUCAAUCUCCCUUGGAGCAUGAUUAAGACGUUAUUAAGAAGUGGAAGGUGUGUAGCACAAAUAUCUUUAAAAGUGUGGAUUAUGGUGUAGAUAUUACAAUAUAUGCAACUCUGAAGCUCCAACACAUGCAAAUGUGAAACGUUCAAAGGGGUGUAGACAUUCUAUAGGCUGUAUACCACUCAGUAGAAAAAAUAAUGCUUAGUAUUUCCAGUAUCAUUGUGUCCUUAACAUUGAUGUUGCAUCAAUUACAGAACCUGGACUUGCACUCUUUGUUGGUCAGGAUGGCACAACCACACUUGGUGUAACUCACAUGCAGAACAGGUAGCCUGAUCUGAAAUGUCCUGUGUUGUUGUCUAGGCUUGUCAAGCAAGUCCCAAGUCUGCUGAUAUAUACUGCUGAGUUGUGUGUUAGUAACUGACCUACUGCUCUGUCAGCAAAUCUCUCUCUUAUACAGUUAAUCUCUUGUCUUGUCCAGUAAAGCUUAAAUGCCUUUGUCACGUUGGUUCUGAUGUAAUAUGAUUCUGAAUAUUAGGAAUUCUAUUGAUACCCUGUUCCAAUGUGUCUCAACAGGGACUCCAUUACUGGAAGUUUAGACAAUGUCAUCAUAAUGAAAUAAAGACAUUUCAACC
Messenger RNA from Esox lucius (northern pike), 1823 nucleotides. RefSeq names its product protein FAM102B-like. The record is from RefSeq and is a predicted model, not a curated record. Bases 203 to 1081 code for a protein of 292 amino acids. Gene Ontology annotation, cellular component: membrane. Lineage: Eukaryota; Metazoa; Chordata; Actinopteri; Esociformes; Esocidae. The transcript has 8 exons.